AUGCGCAGAAGUCCUUCUCCACCAGAUCCCAGGGCUGGCGAGAACAAAUUGCGCCCGGCGGGAGAUAUCAUUAAUCGCAUCACCUGGGACUCGGAGUUCAAGCGCAGCGACUACAUUAUUGGCUUCGUGGAUCGGUUUGAAGGACAAUUAGAGAUCAACAUGAAUAAUUGGAAGAAGGAUUCGACGGACGAAGAGUUCAUUCCACAGCAUCGCAUCCUAUACAUCAAACAGGUUGGUGGGGAGAUCGUCUGGGACCGAAGACGACGCAUUGAUAAUAUCUUCAUGAGUGGGAACUCAGCGUUCAGCGAGCUAGCAUUUUUGAUGUAA
This is a messenger RNA of Penicillium atrosanguineum, 327 nucleotides long. RefSeq names its product DUF504 domain-containing protein. The coding region runs from base 1 to 327 and encodes 108 amino acids. The record is from RefSeq and is a predicted model, not a curated record. The transcript has 2 exons. Lineage: Eukaryota; Fungi; Ascomycota; Eurotiomycetes; Eurotiales; Aspergillaceae.